Molecule: messenger RNA, 2052 nt
Organism: Saccostrea cuccullata (small rock oyster)
Lineage: Eukaryota; Metazoa; Mollusca; Bivalvia; Ostreida; Ostreidae
Product: tRNA (uracil-5-)-methyltransferase homolog A-like
Exons: 19
Coding region: 61-2031 (656 amino acids)
Biological process (GO): RNA processing
Molecular function (GO): RNA methyltransferase activity; RNA binding
Source: RefSeq, a predicted model, not a curated record
UCAAAAAUCUCUUUCACAGCAAGAAAGGAAACAGUUGAUUUAAAGAAAAAAGCAGCAAUCAUGUCAGAAGGUGUUAAACAAAUUAAUUUGGAGGAAUCCAAAUAUGGAGUGGAGAUGGACCAGGUGGAAAAUGUGGAUCAAGACAAGGUAAAUAAUACAGCAGAGGAGGAGAAAGACAGUGUCUUAGAGGGGGAGGAGGAAACAAAAGGCAAGCUUGGGCAGGAUGACACAGAGGGAGAUCAGCAGGAGGAAGAAACAGAAGGAGCUGGGCAGGAGGACAUGGAAGGCACAGGGCAGAAGGACACAGAAGGAACUGGGCAGGAGGAAACAGAGGGAGCUGGACAGGAGGACACGGAAGGAACUGGGAGUGUUAAGGAUCCUUAUGGCUACACCAGGCGAGAGGAAUUCACAUCAGAGAUUUUCAAAAUAGAAAUUUGUAACUUGCCUCGUUUUGGAUUUAAGGAAUUGAAGAAGAGGCUGGCUAAACUUGAUAUAAAACCAGUAAAAAUUAAAUCCAUUCCCAGAGCCACAUUUGCCUUUGUAACAUUUAGAAAUGAGGAAGAGAGAGAGUCAGCAAUUGCCAAAAUCCAUGGACAUGUGUGGCGAGACAAAAAGUUAACAGCAAAGAAAGCCAGUGCUACUGCGGAUCCGUUAUUGACAAAACGAAGAGCUGGUGGUCAAAGAGAUGGUGAACCUUCAGAAAAGAGAUCCCGCCCAAUGGCUGACAAUGAAGAUGAAAAUUUAUCUCCAGAGGAUAGAUUAAAGAAAGCUGUGAGUCCUCUGUGGGAUAUGCCGUAUGACAAGCAGCUAUUGUUAAAAUCAGAAGAAAUUGAGAAGAUGAUGAAGACCUAUGCUAAUCAGAUCUUCAAAAGCAAUGUGGACCUUAGGGACUGGUUAACAGAGCAGAGGAUGAAAUAUGAGGGUCACUGUUGUGAAAUACAGCGAAUCAAGCCAUCGCCCAUUCAGCAAGGGUAUCGAAACAAGUGUGAGUUUACCAUAGGACAGGACAUGGACAAAAAUGAUAAUACAGUAGGGUUCCGCUUCGGCCAGUAUAAAGAUGGAACUAGUUCUGUCGGGGAGCCACACUGUCUUACCAACAUACCGGAGGCCAUGAAAACUGUUGUCAAGAGUUUCCAGACCUUCAUCAGAAGUGGACCUUAUGGUGCGUACAACCCUGAGACACAUGCUGGACACUGGAGAAUGUUGACCGUACGGACGACUCGGUCUGACGUCAUGGCCAUCGGGGACUUCCAUCCACAGCAACUAUCACCUGGAGACAUUAGGAAAGAGGAAGAGAGACUACGAGAAUACUUUUCUUCUGGGGAGGGGAAGACUAGUGGUGUCACCUGUAUGUAUUUCAGGGUGUAUUCUGACAGAAUGACAGGGAACACCAAUGAGCCAUACAGACACGUGUUGGGUAAAACUAAUAUAGAGGAGACCCUCCUAGGCAUGAAGUUUGAAAUUUCUCCAGAUGCCUUUUUCCAGGUUAAUACACCAGGAGCAGAAGUCUUAUAUGAACAGAUCGCUGAGUGGUGUGGAGUUACCAAGGCAACCACUGUUCUUGACAUCUGUUGUGGGACGGGAACCAUUGGUCUGACCUUGGCCAAGAGAGUAUCCAGAGUAAUAGGGAUAGAGUUGUGUCCAGAGGCAAUAGAAAAUGCCAAGAGAAAUGCACAGAUUAAUGACAUUACUAAUGCUACGUACCACUGCUGUAAAGCGGAGGAUAUCAUCACACAGACCAUGAAGUCCAUCACCUCAGAAGAUGUGGUAGCCAUCGUAGACCCACCCAGAGCAGGCUUACACACUCAAGUUAUCAGAGCUUUAAGGAAUUCCCCUUUUCUGAAGAAAAUUGUUUUUGUGUCAUGCAAUCCCAGAGGAGCCAUGAACAAUUUUGUAGACUUAGUUCGUCAACCCUCUAAGAAGAUGCGAGGUCAGGCGUACCGGCCGAUUAAAGCUGUGCCUGUAGACAUGUUCCCCCAGACUAAACAUUGUGAACUGGUUAUACUGUUUGAAAGAGAUUCAUGUACCUAAUAAAAGUCAUAAAUUCUGUAA